Molecule: messenger RNA, 792 nt
Organism: Ilex paraguariensis (yerba mate)
Lineage: Eukaryota; Viridiplantae; Streptophyta; Magnoliopsida; Aquifoliales; Aquifoliaceae
Source: the annotation of a GenBank genome assembly
AUGUCGGAUCCAGUGGGUGAUGAUGGUGGUGGUGCGAUGUCGGAUGCAGUGGGUGUUGGGUCUGAAUCUUUUGAGGAGAAGAUUCAAGAGGCGGUUCAUUCUUACCACCAUAACUCUUCUUCUUCUUCUUCUUCCUCAGAUAGUGAAGAUGAUAAAUUUUCUGGGGAGAAGUUUCGCCUUUUUGGCCGAGAGAAACCGGUUCAUACCGCCUUUGGCGGUGGCAAAUAUGCUGACAUUAUACUUUGGCGGAACAAGCAGAUCUCAGCAGGCUUGCUUGCUGGUUCAACUGUCAUAUGGCUACUCUUUGAGUGGAUUGGUUAUCAUGUGCUUACUUUUGUUUGCCACUCUCUAAUACUUUCGUUGGCAGUGCUGUUCCUGUGGUCCAAUCUAUCUUCUUUUCUCCACAAGGCUCCUCUGCACUUUCCUGAGGUUGUAUUACCUGAGGACCUGUUCAUGAGUAUUGCUCUGUUACUGAGGGACCGAAUUAACCAGGCAUUUGUUAUCUUUCGUGAAGUGGCUUCCGGAAAUGAUAUCAAGAAAUUUCUCUAUGCAAUUGUGGGCUUGUGGGUUCUUUCUGUUGUUGGCAGCUGGUUCCAUUUUUUGACACUUACAUACAUCAUUUUUGUGAUGGUACUGUCAGUACCCUUAUUGUAUGAAAUGCAUGAAGAUCAAGUGGAUGCUUAUGCUGAGAAGGCAACAGUUGAAAUUAAGAAACAAUACACAGUGGUAGAUGAGAAGGUUUUUCAGAAACUGCCAAAAGUUCCUUUCCUGAAGAUUAAUAAGCAGCAUUAA